GUUCAUGAAUUCAAAGCGGUAGCAGUUUGAAAUCAAAGUUUUUGUAAUAAUAAUAUAUAUUAUAAUAUAAUGAGCGCAGAAACAAAAAAUGAAUUUAGCGGACCCCGAGUUGGAACUUAUUGACCCGACGCCUAACGUUCACGCAUUGUUUUUACAAUUUGAUAAAAUCUUCUUCUGGGCAAAAUUGUACAGCAGAGCUGUUGUGCGCUGGAGUAAGAGAAUGUAUUCUUGUGCCGGAGUCUGCUCGUAUGACCGAGGAGGCCUAUGUGAUAUUGCUCUCAGUGAACCACUGCUCAAGCUAAGACCAAGGAAAGACUUAAUUGAGACCCUGCUGCAUGAAAUGAUACAUGCAUAUCUCUUUGUUACACACCAAGAUCAAGACCGGGAUGGCCAUGGUCCUAACUUCAAGUCUCACAUGCACAGGAUAAAUAAAUCUACUGGACUAAAUAUCAGCAUAUACCAUGACUUUCAUGAUGAGGUUGAACUUUACCAGACUCACUGGUGGAGGUGCAAUGGACCUUGUCAAAAUAAAAAGCCUAGAUUUGGAAUUGUCCGUCGAUCUAUGAAUAAAGCCCCAGGUCCAAAUGAUUACUGGUGGAAGAGCCACCAACGCCAGUGCGGGGGAAUUUUUAUUAAAAUCAAAGAACCUGAAAAAGGAAAGAAACAGCGCAAGAAAGAUGAAAAAGCAAAUGGUGAUAUAUCUAAAAUGAUAAGUAACCUGAACAACACCAAGAUUAAUGAAAUUUAUAAGCCUAUAUUGAAGGAUUCUAGUAAUAUUUUAUCUAAAUCUAAGAAUACAAAUGCACCAAAUUACCUUAGUGAUAGUGUUACUAAGAAAUCAAACAAGACUGAUACCACUGAUGUGCUGGAAAAAGUCCGUAAUGUUUGGGCAAAUAAAACAAUACCCUCAUUAUUAAAACCAAUUGAUACAAAUACAAGUAAAAGAAGCAGCAUCCACAUCACAACAGGCAAUUCAGAUCUUCAUUCUCAUCCACCCAAAAAAAUGAAGAAAAUAGACGAUUAUUUUAAAACAACAGCAACAAAUAUUUUGAAAGAUUUGUAUGGACAAGAUUUUAUUAUAAAAGAUGAAAAGAAUGGAGAUAAUAAAGUAGUAGCUGUACCAGUAUCAUGUGAUAAUAGUUUAGUUCAUUGUCCAGUUUGUAAUGUUAAAAUAAAAAAUGAUGACGUAAACAGUCAUUUAGAUGAAUGUCUGAACAAGGAAGAACUAGCUAAAUUGAAUAAUAACAAUGAAAUCAUUGAAAUAGGUAAUGAUCAUAAUAAUGUAAAAUUUAAAACUGAAAAUAGUUUCGUAGAUAGUGUAGAUAGAAUAAAAAAUCCGGUGCUUCUAAAACCAACAAUAAAAGAAUAUCCUAUGACUAAAAUUGAAAUUAAUACAGUCACUAUAGUUGCAGGCAAACAAUUGAAUAAAAUUAAAGUAGAAGAAGAUUGUAAAGUAGAAGAACAAACAAUUAAAAAAUCAUAUGAGACACAGGCUAGCAGACAUGAUAAAAUAAAAUUGGAACAAACAUGCCCCUGUUGUGGAAGUUCUGUUGAUAAAAAGAUCGAAGAGCAUCUAGAUGAAUGCUUAUCAUUUUUUGGUGAUGAUAACACAAUACCCGAAGAAGGCGCAUCCACAAGUUUCGCUGAUAGAACAAUUAUUAUUGAUGAUGAUAAUGACAUCUGUGAUGAAACUCUGACCAUGAAUGCUACGGGAACUAAGCACCCAUGCCCUUGUUGUAUGAAAAUGAUUGAAGCAGUUGAUAUGAAUAAUCAUUUAGAUGUAUGUUUAGCUGCAAUAUAAUAAUUUAAAUAACGGAGUAAUUUCAUACAUGUAUUAAUAUUAUUCCAUUGUGUUGAUUAGUGAUAUUAUUGUGAUAUAGUUUUAAUUUAUAAUGUUGAAGUUUAGCAGUGACUUUAAUUUUAUUAAUUAGUAAUUAAUUUAUUGAUAAU
This is a messenger RNA of Leptidea sinapis, 1950 nucleotides long. RefSeq names its product DNA-dependent metalloprotease dvc-1 (gene mh). Gene Ontology annotation, biological process: DNA repair. NCBI's taxonomy places the organism in Eukaryota, Metazoa, Arthropoda, Insecta, Lepidoptera, Pieridae. Gene Ontology annotation, cellular component: nucleus. The record is from RefSeq and is a predicted model, not a curated record. The transcript has 3 exons. The coding region runs from base 89 to 1801 and encodes 570 amino acids. Gene Ontology annotation, molecular function: single-stranded DNA binding; metalloendopeptidase activity; polyubiquitin modification-dependent protein binding.